AUGUCCACCGGCAGGACCUUUUCCUUUGAACACAAUGACGACCAGAAUGAUUUGCAGAUGCAAGGCCAGGAUUACCAGCCAUAUCAACCUCAUGCUUUUGAAGACAGCCUUACCAGGACCAUCACCUCUCCACCACCUGAAUAUACACCCUCGUCACCCCAGCGUGUGCCAGCGCCAUCCUCCCCCUCAACAUCACCACGAAGACGACCCAUCCCUCAAGACACACACCUUCUGAAUGAUUCUUCUCCUACCAGAACCCAAUACCAAGAGGCCGAUUUCGACGACUUACCGGCACCACCUCCUCCACCUCAUAGAAGUAGCCCGACCCGACUGUCAAGAGACAAUCCUGGCUAUUCACAACCCUACCGGCCUUAUUCCGACGUCACCACCGGCGCGGACAAUUACGGGGAUCAAGUUGUUGGUGGUGGUAUGAACACAAUAGCGCGAGGUGUGGCAGACACUCAUCCCCGUGAAAGUGGUAUAGAGGCCAUGCGAUCAGUACCUCAGUCCUACACUCCUUACAGCUCAGCCUAUGGUCGAGACCCCAGCCCGUCUCUGCAAGAAUUGCCCCCAUCGCAACUGCCUUCGCGCAACUCCUAUGGCUCAUCGUUUGCUCUCGCCGCGGGAGCCGCGACCCCUCCAAGUGGUUCACCUGGUCCAAGAUCUUCGGCCUUUUCUGGCAGAAGCAUACCACUUGACGAUUACGGCGGAGGUCAUAAUCGACCUAUGUCCUACUUAGGCUACCAAGACUCACCCUACCAGACUCCUUACAAUCCAUCACUCAGCUCAGCGAAUAUCAUGAACCAAGCGCAUAUCAACCCGAACAACAUUCUCGACGAUGGUGAUGAGGAGUUCUCCCAUGCCCAGCAGAUGGACAAUAGACCAAACGGUGCUGAUAGUUCAGGCCCUGCAGCAGCAGCCGCUGGUGCUGGAACUGUUGGGGUCUUGGGUGGUCUUUUUGGGCGCAGGGCCAAGAAUGUGACUUCCAGUGGUUCAUAUGACCCCGUUGGGAAUGGCACAAAGGCCGAGAAGAGUGACUGGUUAGCGCAACAAACCCAGGGCAAGCGGAAGAUGCGACGGUGGGUGGGUAUUGGCAUUGGACUGUUCGUUGUCCUCGCAAUCGUCGGUGCCAUUGUUGGAGGCGUCCUGGGGACACGCAAUUCCGACGGUGAUUCCAGUUCUAGUGGCGACACCAACAACGCAUCCACGGAUACUGCAAACAAUGGCGAUCUGAGCAAAGACUCGCCCGAGAUUCAGGCGCUCAUGAACAACAAGGAUCUCCACAAAGUCUUCCCAGGCAUGGACUAUACCCCCUGGGGUACCCAAUACCCAUUGUGUCACACAUAUCCACCUUCGCAAAACAACGUGACCCGAGACAUGGCAGUCCUAUCUCAGCUGACGAAUGUUGUUCGUCUGUAUGGCACAGAUUGCAACCAAACCGAGAUGGUGUUGCAUGCAAUUGAUCGACUCGGAUUGACCGAUAUGAAACUGUGGAUGGGAGUAUGGAUAGACACCAACCAAACCACUACCGAUCGACAGAUGGACCAGAUGUACAAGAUCUUAGCAAACACCAAGGAUCACUCUAUUUUCAAAGGCGUCAUUAUCGGCAACGAAGCACUGUACCGCGCAGGAGAAGAUAAAUCACAGUCCGAGCAAGAGUUGAUUGAUAUCUUGACUGAUGCCAGAUCCAAAUUCAAGAGCAACGGAUACGAUCUGCCAAUAGCAACGUCGGAUCUGGGUGAUAAUUGGAACGCACAACUUGUACAGGUUGUGGAUUACGUUAUGUCCAAUAUUCAUCCGUUCUUUGCUGGGGUCACUGCCGAAGUGGCUGCGGGCUGGACAUAUGACUUUUGGCAGACCCAUGAUGUGAUCCUGACUGAGAGUCUUCCAAACGUGAAACAACUGAUCAGUGAGACCGGUUGGCCCAGUGGUGGAGGAACCGAUUGUGGUGGCACAGACGGUGAUUGUUCACCUGGGCAAAGCGGAUCUGUAGCCGGGGUUGAUGGCAUGAAUACUUUUAUGAAUGAUUGGGUGUGUCAGGCAUUGUCCAAUGGCACGGAUUAUUUUUGGUUUGAAGCAUUUGACGAGCCUUGGAAAGUCGUGUACAAUACCCCGGGAAAGGAAUGGGAGGACAAAUGGGGUCUCAUGGAUCCAGGAAGGAAGUUGAAAGCUGGUUUGAAAAUUCCAGAUUGUGAUGGUAAAACUGUGGGAUCAUAA
Molecule: messenger RNA, 2217 nt
Organism: Exophiala spinifera
Lineage: Eukaryota; Fungi; Ascomycota; Eurotiomycetes; Chaetothyriales; Herpotrichiellaceae
Exons: 2
Coding region: 1-2217 (738 amino acids)
Biological process (GO): cell wall organization
Cellular component (GO): extracellular region; cell surface; fungal-type cell wall
Molecular function (GO): glucan endo-1,3-beta-D-glucosidase activity; 1,3-beta-glucanosyltransferase activity
Source: RefSeq, a predicted model, not a curated record